Messenger RNA from Tachyglossus aculeatus (Australian echidna), 1872 nucleotides. It is a transcript of the gene ZP1, whose product is annotated as zona pellucida glycoprotein 1. Gene Ontology annotation, molecular function: structural constituent of egg coat; acrosin binding. The transcript is spliced from 12 exons. Lineage: Eukaryota; Metazoa; Chordata; Mammalia; Monotremata; Tachyglossidae. Gene Ontology annotation, biological process: prevention of polyspermy; binding of sperm to zona pellucida. The record is from RefSeq and is a predicted model, not a curated record. Gene Ontology annotation, cellular component: egg coat.
AUGAGGCUGUCUCUUAGGCUUGGGGAUGGAGGGCAGAGAAGUUGGCUGGGGUUUCUCUUGCUCCUCUCUGUGGGGCUUAGCUGGGGCUUCCAACACACAUACGAUUGCGGUAACUAUGGGAUGCAACUAUUGGUUUCCCCACGGCUCGGCCGGACCAUCCGUUUCAAGGUUGUGGAUGAAUUUGGGACCCGCUUUGAAGUGACAAACUGCUCAAUCUGCCUCCACUGGAUCACCACCGACCCCCAAGGAACCGCAGUCUUCUCAGCCGGAUACAAGGGCUGCCACGUACUGAAAAAGGAGGAUGGACGUUACUACCUGAGAGUGUAUGUGGAGGAGCUUCUAGCCGAUGGAGCUGCUGAUGGAGGCCAGGAAGUACAACUCAUCUGUCCUAAACCUACUGACCGCCCCCGGACCCCUAGCUACUCUCUCACCCCUGCGCCGUCAACAGCUGGUCGCCGUCCUGGACAACCUGACUCUCUUCCUGGUCAUCCUAGCCCAAAGACUGGCCGCCCCCAUCCUGGCCAUCUCCCCGCUACGGUGCCUCGGCCCUACCCUGUUCCAGUCUGGCCCAGCCCAGAUGCUUCGGGGCCUAGGAUCAUCUAUCCUCCUUUUGACAUAGGUACCCACCUAACCCCAGAGCAGUGUGUAGUGGAUUCUGGGCACAUCCCCUGUACAGAUGGCCGGAGCUCAGCAGCCUGUGUCCAAGCUGGCUGUUGCUAUGAUGAGUCAGCUGUGACUACUCCAUGUUACUAUGGCAACACAGUUACCGUCCAGUGCUUCAAAGAUGGUCACUUUGCCCUGGUGGUUGCCCGAGAUACCUCAGAAAACCCCAUCAUCCUGGACAGCAUAAGACUGGCCUAUGCGCAGGAGGGAUGUGGCCCCACCCAGAAGACUGAAGCCUUUGUGCUAUUCCACUUCAGUGUCACAGAGUGUGGGACGACUGCCCAGGUGGUUGGCAACAGACUAAUCUACGAGAACCAGCUGCUUUCUGGCAUAGAUGUGCGUGCUGGACCAGAUGGUUCCAUCACCCGGGAUGGCGUCUUCAUCCUCCAUGCCCGCUGUAUUUACAACGCCAGCGACUUCGUGCCCAUCCUAGCAGAAGUCUUCCUCUCUCCGACACCGGCUCCGGCGGUCCAGACUGGGCCCCUCCGGCUGGAGCUGAGGAUUGCUGAGGAUUACCACUACCGCGUCUUCUACACUGCCAAAGACUACCCUUUGUCCAGGGUGCUCCGGGAGCAGGUCGCCGUGGAGGUCCGGCUCCUCCAGAGAACAGACCCCAACCUGGAACUGGUUCUUCACCAUUGUUGGGCGACUCCCAGUACCAAUCCCUUCCAGGAACCUCAGUGGCCCAUCCUGUUGGAUGGAUGCCCGUAUUCCGGUGAUAGUUACCGGACCCAGCUGGUACCUGUGGAGGCCUCGUCAGAGCUUCGCUUCCCAACUCAUCACCAACGGUUUAUUGUUACCGCUUUCACCUUCGUGGACUCAGAUUCCCAGAGAGCUCUCCGUGGGCCGGUCUACUUCUUCUGUAGUGCCUCUGUUUGCUACCCUUCCGAGCUGGAGUCCUGCAAGACUGAGUGUCACUCCGGAGCUGCAAAGCACCGCAGAUUUGUGACCUCCAACAGCACCAGGGUACUCCAGGACAUAGUGAGCUCACAGGCCCCAGUGGACUUCAGGAGCCCAGAGGAGCAGAAACAAACCUUGGCUAGCAGAGCAUCUCCCUGGAGGUCGAGCCUUCUGCCCGCACUGUGGCUGGUUCUGUCUCUGGUGGUCAUCGUGGCCCUGAUGUUGGUCCUGGUCCUGUGGGGAAGGAGCCAGAACUGGCUGCAGAAAAUUCAAGGCCGGUGUGGCCAAGGAGGUCGAUAGCCUCAAUAA